AUGGAACAAGUUCAUGUCCCUUUAGAAAACGAAAUUCAACUCACCGCUUCCAUUUCUUCUUCCAUUGAAGAUAACAACAAAACCAAAGCCAAAGGUGAUGGAAAACACCCAUUAUAUCGUGGAGUUCGAAUGCGUCAUUGGGGUAAAUGGGUUUCGGAAAUUCGAGAGCCCAAGAAAAAAUCCAGAAUCUGGCUCGGUACUUUUCCCACACCAGAAAUGGCGGCCCGAGCCCACGACGUUGCGGCCCAAGCCAUCAAAGGUAGUUCGGCUUACCUUAACUUCCCUGAAUUAGCUGACCAACUUCCACGUCCGGCUACUAAUUCUCCCAAGGAUAUUCAGGCCGCCGCCGCUAAAGCAGCUUCUAUGAGCUAUCUUCAUGAAGCCCAGGCCCAGGCCCAAGACAUAAAAGGAUUUUUAACUGAGGAAGAUGACAUGUUUUAUGACCUCCCUGAUUUGUUACUCGAUUCAAAUAAAAAUUCAAAUGAGCUUCAUUACUCUUCUAUGUCUGAGCCAUGGCUCGCGGCUGGAGCUGAACAUGCAAGCUCGGGCUUUAGGCUGGAUGAGCCUUUCCCAUGGGAGUCAUACUAA
This is a messenger RNA of Lathyrus sativus (Indian pea), 588 nucleotides long. Lineage: Eukaryota; Viridiplantae; Streptophyta; Magnoliopsida; Fabales; Fabaceae. The record is from the annotation of a GenBank genome assembly.